AUGGAAGAUUGUAAUAUUUCGAAUACUAAUCCAACAUCUCUUGUUACUCCUUCAUCUUCAUCGUAUCAUCCAGCCCUUUCCGUAACUAAUGUCAAAUCUCUUAUUCCUCUAGUACUUGAUGUGGAUAAAGUUGAAUAUACACCAUGGGCUACUCUUUUUCGUAGUACUGCCAAAGUAUAUAAGGUCCUUGAUCAUAUUGAUCCACAGGCCAAGAAACAAGAGGUUGAUUAUAAUGUCUGGGAACAACUUGAUGCUAUUGUCCUACAAUGGAUUUAUGGCACAAUUUCUACUCAUUUCUUACUAAAAAUUCUUGAUGAAAAGGCUAUGGCCAUGACUACGUGGAAUCGCUUAAGUGAAAUAUUCUAA
Molecule: messenger RNA, 366 nt
Organism: Amaranthus tricolor (Joseph's coat)
Lineage: Eukaryota; Viridiplantae; Streptophyta; Magnoliopsida; Caryophyllales; Amaranthaceae
Exons: 1
Coding region: 1-366 (121 amino acids)
Source: RefSeq, a predicted model, not a curated record